Messenger RNA from Rhineura floridana, 14169 nucleotides. RefSeq names its product NACHT, LRR and PYD domains-containing protein 3-like. The coding region runs from base 165 to 2525 and encodes 786 amino acids. Gene Ontology annotation, cellular component: cytoplasm. The record is from RefSeq and is a predicted model, not a curated record. The transcript is spliced from 7 exons. NCBI's taxonomy places the organism in Eukaryota, Metazoa, Chordata, Lepidosauria, Squamata, Rhineuridae.
UUGGCGAAGUCAGAUAUGUAUACAGUCUAAGUCUGACAAGCGCAUGCUCUCCCAACUCCUCUCCCCCCUCCCACCGUGUUUGGCAGGUUACUUUCGCUUUCCUAUUCGGCCGCGGGGCUUCUUUAUCCUGGACUGGCUCGGGAGAGCCUGACUGUGACCUGGCAAUGGAGCCAGGAGGAGUAAUGAUGCAGGACAUCCUACUAGAUGCUUUAGAAGACCUUGGCCAAGGCGAUUAUGAAAAAUUUAAGUUUAAGCUGCGUACUGCAGCAGCUCCUCGGGGGAAGAAUAUUCCACACGGACGGAUGGAGAAGGCAAAUCGGGAGAUGCUGGUGGACCUUCUGGUAGAGUACUACGAGGAUGAGGCUGCAGCCCUGAUGAUGACUAUCUUUGAAGACAUUGGUCUCAAGUACAAUGCUUCUAAACUCAGCAAGGUGGUUGGAAAGCAAGGUCAAGGUUACAAGAAGAGGUAUGCUGAGAAUGUGAGGGAAGAAUACCUUCUAACAGAGGACAGAAACAGUCUUUUUGGUGAGAGCACCCCUUUGAAUGCACGCUACAUAGAGUUGCUUAUUAUCAAGAGGCACCGGCCUCAAAAGCAGAGGGAGCAUGAAUUGGUUGCUACUGGCAGACUGCACAUGAAGAUCCUGGAAACCAAUAGUUCACAUUAUUCAUCAACUGAUAUAGAAAGCCUUUUUGAGCCUGAUGAAUCGGGAAUAGCUCCACGAACAGUGGUGUUGCAAGGACCUGCAGGGAUUGGUAAAACAAUGACCGUUCAGAAGUUCAUGCUGGGUUGGGCUGCUGGGGAGCUGUAUCCGAAUGUGUUUGACUAUGUGUUCUGCAUUCGCUGCAGAGAACUGAGACUUGCUGAAGAAACCAGCAGCCUGGCUGACCUUAUUAUAAAUCAAUGUCAGGACAUUUAUGCCCCAGUAAAAGGGAUCUUAGCCCACCCUGAAAAGCUGCUUUUCAUAAUUGAUGGCUUUGAUGAGCUUUGUUGCUCCUUAGAGCUUAAUGAAGAUAAUUUCUGUAACAAUCCUUAUUCAAAGAUGUCCAUAGACUGUGUUCUGAGCAGUUUGUUGAGAAAGAAGCUCUUGCCAAAGUCUUACCUGUUAAUCACCACAAGGCCUGGUGCUGCAGAGAGGCUGCAGGGAUGCCUGAAGUUUCCCAGGUUUGCUGAGAUCCUUGGAUUCUCUGAAAAAGGUCGCCGUGAAUAUUUUUUAAAGUUUUUUGGAGAUGAGCAGAAAGCCAACAGAGCACUGACAUUCAUUGAAAAUACCACUGCGGUGUCCACCAUCUGCUUCAUCCCCAUAGUGUGUUGGAUCAUCUGCUCUAUCAUCAGAGUAGAACUGGAAACUGAAGAUGAGAUUGUGGACACUUUGGACACCACAACAAAAGUCUUUGUGCAGUUUUCUCACAAUCUCCUUAAGCAUGACUCUGAGAAAUGGAAGAAUUCCCCUCUGAAUGAUCUCAGAGGACUCUGUUCCUUGGCACAAGCUGGCAUGCUGGAACAGAAAAUUCUCUUUGAGGAGCAGGAUCUCAAGGAAUAUAAUUUCGAGGCUUCUGCUCUUAAAGACCUGUUUCUAGACAAACGAACAUUCCAGACGGGGAUUGGUCGGCACAACGUCUAUAGUUUUCUGCAUCUCUGCUUCCAGGAGUUUUUUGCUGCCUUGUGGUAUAUUUUGCAGAAGGACCCAGCGGGAACUUCAGAUAACAAUAUGGGGGACCUGAAGAGAUUCUUAGUUGAGUGUGAGAAGCCAGGUAAUGAGCAUUUGACAUUAACUGUGUACUUCAUAUUUGGCCUGAGCAGUGAAAAGGUGCGCAUCUUCCUUGAGCAAACUCUGCAGUGCAAGUCAUCUGAUCUUGUGAAGCCUCUCUUACUUCAGAGAGCAAAAGAAGUGGCUGCUGAGGAUCCUCCCCGAGAAGGUUAUUGCCUGCUGAAGUUUUUCCACUGUCUGUUUGAGAGCCAGGAAGCAGAAUUUGCUAAGCGUGUAAUGCAUCGUUUUCAGAUUAUUGACCUUUCUUUCAAGACACUCUCUGUGUUGGACUGCAGGGUUCUGGCAUUCUGCUUGCAGCACAGUACAAUCGAGGAUCACUCCAUUGAUCUAACGUUUUGCAGGCUGAAGUCCCAUCACAUCAGAGCUUUAGCUCCAGGGAUAAAAAACUGUACAACUUUAAAAUUUGGAAGUAACAGGCUUGGAAACUCAGGAGUGAAUGUUCUCUGCACCAUACUGAAGGAACUAGGUUGUAAUCUGACUUCUUUGUAUCUUGAUGAGAAUUACCUCACAGAUGCUUGUACCCAAGAGCUUUGUGCCGUUCUGAGCACCGGCACCACCGUCUCAAAUCUAAGCCUUCAAGACAACUCCUUCUCAGAGUCUUCUGUGCCUUUCAUCUGCCAACUCAUGGAGACCUGCCCCAGCCUAUCUUCUCUAAGUUUGGGAAAAAAUGGAUUUGGUGACAAAGGAGCAAAACGCCUGAAACAGCAAGAGAAAAAGAUCAAUAAGUCUGGAUGUCGCUUUCUGUUGUGGAUGUGACACAUUCCAUUUUGUCUACUCUGGAUCAAAAGCAGCCACAGUACGAAAUGACAAUAUGGCACCAAAUCUGGUAAACCUGCAUAUAGUUGCUGGAAGGUAGUUCUAGAGUUGAACGUUUCAAAAAGAAGAGAGACAACUUUAAGGCUUGAUACAAGGAUACUAACUUUAAUUGUUGGAAGUUCUUCCCAAAUAAGGUUGAUGUGAAUAAUCACUGGAUUUAAAAAAAGGCUUAGAUAGAAGCAAAACAUUCUCAUGGCUUUAUUGUAGGUCCUAUGAUUUUUCUGCAUAAGAAGUCACUAAUAAUGUGAAACUCUGUAACCAUGUUAUGGUAUCUUUAAUCAAAUCCAGUUCUUUCCUAGUUACUAGUCAUGCCCUAGUCAGUGAUUUGAAAAGUUGUAUGUUGUAUAAUAUUCACUAAUAGGCAAAAAAAACCCUUGCAGUUUAAGAACGUACCUAUAGCCAACAGAUAUUUCUAUCAAACUUUAAAAAGCAGGGAAUUUGGGCAGCUAUAGUGAAUGCACCAGGGGAGCAGGAGACCUGACCUCCUGUCUGAGAUACUGUACUGCCCUACACUUCCCAGGAUUCUUUGGGGGAAGCCAUGACUCUCUAAAUUGGAAUAAAGGUCUGGUGUGGGUGUGGCCCCGUGAUUAGCUAAGCCACACAGCUGUGAGUCUGGCUUUUAGAACACUGAUGGCUGGUUCUUACUGAGCAUGCCCAUGCUUAUCAUUGACUCCAAUGUAAAAUUUCUUAAAUUAAUUAAAAAUCAGCAAGGCAUUUUUUAAACUUUUGAACUGCAGAAGAUGAAAGUCAGAGUAUGGGACAAGGUCAGUAAUAGGAUUACAGGUACUCUGUGAGCAUGGCUGAUUUUUAAUUAAUUUCAACAAAUUACGAGAACUCUGACAGAAAAAAGUCCAACAGGGAUCUAGAUUAUUUUUGUCUCUUUUUACACUUUGAACUCUCAGUUCUCUCUGACUGUUCUGUGUAUUGCCAUGAAAAUUUAGAAGGUUGUUAAGCAAUCAUUUCUGAGUUCAGGACUAUAUGUUUUGUAAGGUUUUGUUUUGAGAUGAGCUUAUGGAAAGCAGUAGUAUGGCAUGGGGGUAUUUUCAAUUUAACAUUGUGGAAUGCGAAAAAUCCAUGCUGGCUAUAAUAUACAGCCACUCUUGUGGCUGUAUAAAUAGUGAGUGUAUUAUGCAGAUGCCAAAGAUAUGUGUAUGUGUGGUUUCUAUUUAGUGUUGGCUUGGGAUUGGGGUACUGAAGGACCACUUUCUCCAAUAUGUACCCUGUUAUACAUUCACCUCAACAGCUGAAAUCCUGCUCUGUGUGCCUUGAUAACUGAAGUUCGGUGGAUGUCCACUAGGAGUAGGGUCUUUUCAAUAGUGGUGCCAACCUUACAGAAUGCUUUCCCUAAAGAAGCCUGUCAAGUCCCCAAACUGUAUACUCUUUGGAAGGCCUUUGGGGCUAAUUACCCCUACUCUGCUAGAAACUCUGUUAAAAUGUAUGUGCAGAUUAAGAAAUGUGCCACAAAGUCUAAGAAGAUGUCAGCAUGGUUAACAAGCAGAGUCAAAGAAAUGCUUAAAGGUAAGUAAAAUAAAGAACAAGCAGGAACAAACUUGCACCCCCAAAAUACAAUAGAUACUAAAUAGAUACAGACAUUGGGGGGGAUUUGAGGAGCAUAUCACUAAAACAUUUUAAGACAAAGAAUAAAAAACAUUAAAUUAAUCAGAUUCAGGAAAAUACCUAGGGAGGCAGCUGGACCAUUGGAUGACAAGGGAGUUAAAGGUAUGCUGAAGGACGACAAGAAGAUUGCAGAAAAGCUGAAUAAAUUCUUUGUGUCCGUCUUCCUCACAGAAGAUAUGGCGCAGAUACCUAUGCCUGAACUGACCUUUUCAGGAAGGGAGUCUGGAGAACUGAGACAAAUAGUAGAGAUGAAGCUUUAAACCUUAUUUGCAAAUGAAAAAUUAACAAAUAACUAGGCUUCAAUAGCACUCAGCAAAAUCACAUAUGAAGGGGAGGUUUAAAGCUGGACGUUCUACCCUUGACCUCUGUAUGGUAUUGACCCACUUAGUUUAUAAACACUCUAAGCCAAGAGGAGUGCCUUCAGAAAAGUAUCCUCAGCAAAUAUUUGCAUUUCUUCUGAAAGUAUCAACAACAACAUGACUUUUAAUCGGAAGCAGAUGUAAUAUUUUAUUGCUCUUGCCUAGGGAUUCUUGUUCCCAGAAAUUGUUGGGUCAUGACACAAAUUAAAAGCAAAUAUCCGUUAUAAAAGAAACAGACCAAAUAGGCUUAUGGAAUAAAUGUGCUCAAGGGACUGCAGCAAGACACUGAAAUGGCUUGAGAUGAUGGAUUUAAUAUAGAAUUACACAACUAAAACACGAGUCUUCAUUUUCCAUCAGUUACAGCCUUAGGAAAAUGAUUUCUGGUGUCCAGUUGUAGAGAGAGUAGUAAUGCCUGCUUGCUAAUGCUAGUAUUUCUGGGAAAUGAAUUAGAAACAUUGUACAGGCCAUCUAACCCAUUUGCUCAGUAGUAGAGCAUAUACAGUACUUGUAUAAGGUUCCACGUUCAAACCCUGGUGUCUUUAAAGGAUCUCUGGAAGCCAAGCUAAAGAUCAAUCAGCCUGAGACCCUGAAGUGCUUCUGUAAGUCAGAGAAGAUUGUACUAAGCUAGAUGGAUCAGUGGUUUGAGUGAGCUUCUUAUAGCCAUACUUAAACAUGUUUGCAGCUCCAUCAUUCUAGCUUUUGUCCUUAGGCUACAAUUUGUCCUUAGUUCUGAUGUGGUCACUCAGUUUUUGAAUCAGUUUUGGCCUAUCACAUCGCUUCAGUCUUUUCUCUAUACUUAGAGAACUUUCAUUGUUUCAGAAGCAGAAUAUAACCUCAAUAUGGAGAUGGAAGAACCAGGUUUUGGUUCCUUAGAUGUUUAAGAAACCAAAGUAAGCUUUGGGGAGACCAACCUGAUCCUAUCCGUCAGUGUAGGAACACUCCCUGUUCAUUUUUUCUUUUGUAUCAUGUCUGUUAGCUUGUGAACCUGCAGACAAAGACUGGCUUCUCUUUUAAUAUAUGUACAGUACUUAGAAAAGUUCAGGUGUUGUAAGGCGAGAGUGACAUUGCUUCUACAGGAAGGGCUUGAUUUUGUACCACAAAGGAGUCAAUUGGACAAAAAAAUGUUUUUGUGGAAAGACUCCUACAUGGGAAGCAAUUGGUUACGUUUAUCACAUUUUUUUUCAUAAGCUGUUCAGAAAAUUGCGCAAAUUUACAAAGAUGGAAGCAAUAGUGGGAGGAGGCUAACAAAUCUGCAGGGAGGAGAAAAGGAAUAAAUAGGGAAAUGGGCAGAAGGGGUAAGGAAAGAGGCAGGACAAAAGGCGGGACUGCAUGUAACCUAAGGUGGCAGCUGCAAAAACGUGGGAGCUUUUAAACAAGAAAGGGAUCACCAAGACUUGGUCCAAAUUAUAUCAGGGAGACUGCGGUCGUACGUUCUUUUUGAGACCACAUGGCUCAAACAAUUGAAAUGGACACAUGUUUGGUCUCUGACUUUAUGUUAUCAGGAGUGCUUUCUAUGGACAUAGGAGCCAUAUGGGUGAUGGACCGUGCCCCCGAUUAGUGUACUGUACAUUUUGAGAUAUUUAUGGGGACUUAACCCAGCACUCCUUUCAUUGGAAUCAAGUAGGGAAUCCAUACGGAAAGAAUUAGAAUAUUAUUUAGCUGGAAAUGGCAGCCAAGAAAUUGUUGAAGAAACCUGUUGGGAGGUAAUGAAGGGGGUCAAACGGAAUUUUUAUCAAGGAACGGAGUUAUAGGAAAUGGAGGUGAAGGGCAACAAAGAGAAACUGGAGGGAGAGUUAAACUGCUGUUGUGCUAUAAACAGACUCACAGCAGAUUAAGAUGGAACUGGAACAAAAAAGGACAGAACUAAAUAUGUUGGGAAUUGAUAGCACUAUGAUAAAUUUGUUCUAUAUUAAGCAAAAAUGCUGUGAAUGAGAAAGGGAUGAAAUUAUUGGCAAACAGUAAGAAAGGAGAAGAGCACAGGUAAUUAGAGCAUAGAGGGAGAGGGGACCACUGGAAUCAUGCUAUGGAAAAAAUGAGUGAACUGUUGGCUACAUAGUAUGAAAUCCUGUAUAAAUGUGAAGAUAAAGAGAAUACAUAUAUUCAGGCUUACCAAGAAAGUGCAAGGGUGAUACAGACAGAAAUGUACUGGAAGCGCUAUAACCGAGGAAGAAAUUGUAGGUGCAUAAAACUGUGAAGCUGACAUGGACCCAGUCAUGGAGCCUCCUGGAUCUGUGAAUGAAAGGCCUUAACACGCUUCAUUAAAGCCUUGCAAUAGUUCAUGACUAUUUCAUCAUUUAACUGGAGAUCACAAUGGGCAGGAUUCAUAAAGACAAGGGGAAGAGCAUCGGGCCAUUUAAGUCCGGUUUCAGCUUUCAGCAGUCUUUUAGUAACUGUGAUGGUGUUGGCCUUUGCACAGCGAUAGGUGUCAAUCCAUCCGGCAUACGUAAGGGUAUGAGUUAAAAAGGGUCUUUUUCCUAAUGCAGUUUUGCCAUGAAAAAGGAGGAGGGGUUGCACAUUUCAUGGCCCAGUGUUUCAUGGCUCAGAACAGCAUGCUCUCCUUCUAUAGCAUCGUAUGGGAUCAACUUGACCCUCUUUGGGGUGUUCGUUCACACUUUAUAACUGUUAAAUAAAAGAGGUAGUUGUGGACUGUGGGCUAGCAUACAAAGGGUCAAGAUAGGGCUGAUGCAGCUGAAGAGAUGGCAGCAGCAGUUUAAACCAUUUUUCUUUAACAUCCUGGUUUUGAUGGUGUGCUCAGUGGCCAGUGGCUGACAAAGAGAAUUUGGCUAAAAUUAAAGAAUUGGGCCUUAUACAAAAGAAAGACAAUAAUGGAUAGUCAUUAUCUGCCUCAUGUAUGGUAUGGCAGAACAAAAUAGCUAGAUAUUGGUUUGCAUCCAAAUUCACCCAGAGUCACAUUACACCACUAAAAACUGGGCAGUUAUUACUCUUUAAGUGAAAUACCCUUGUAUGGCACAAUACUUAACAAUUGUGCUACAUCCUUAUGCUUCUGUGUUGAACUUGUGCUUGCCACACCUUGCUACAAUUAAUUAGGAUGAUGGUGAGAUGCUUCAAGUUUGCUAUUGCUUUGAGCCUUGGGAAAUGCUUAGAUAACUUGGAUGAGCUGGUGGACGUUGGAAAGACAAAUAAGUUGUUAACCACCCAUUCAUAAGUAUGAAAAUCCCUGCAAGCAAGAUAAGGGGUUUUGAUGUCUGUUUGGGCUAUUCUUGUAAGAAAAUGUCUUAACCAAUGUCGCUUCCCUUCUCCUAUGAAGUUACCAAAGGGGGGGAGGGAGAUUGUUUCAUCAAGGACAUUCAACCUGUUUCAUCAGACCAGCAAGUUGCAGUAACAAGAUGCAAACUGCAAUUUCUCCUGUAAAGGCCAAUGUUUUUCUUCUUCGUUUGCCUUUGCUUUGUGCAUCCGUUAUGCUUUGUUGACAUGCAAGCCAUCCAUGCCCAGAUGCAAGUCAUCCGUACCUGGGAAAAGAGAUGAGAACUGUUGAUUUCCCAUCCCUUCCAGCAGCUGCAAGGUCUCCACCUGUUCUUCAUCCAAGGGGGUCUGUAUAGCAAGCUACAGAAACUUGUCUGCAGAGCAGCUUGUCCUCGUCUUUGAUUGUGACUGUUGGCUGCUUGACAACAAAGCCAAUCCCUGAGGCCAAGGACAAAGACCCUCAGGACCUGCGCUUAAGAACGGGGUCCCAGGAGCUCUACAUUCAGACAAACCGUUCUGAUUUGAGACCAGAAAGCCAGUGAGCCUACCAAGAAGGCAAGGAAAGAGACCUGAAUCUGCUGAAAGAUUGUAUUUAUCCUCACCAACAAAGAACAAGGGCCAGAAUAAAAACCCUAAAAAGCAAAUCUGGUUGUACGCUGAACGCUGGCCAGUCCCCGAGGGUAAGGAAGCCCCUUAGGGUCUCAAAUUUGUUUCACAAUUUGUUGCUCUUUGAAUCACCAGUAAAAUUCAGAAGCAGUAAAUGGACUUUUCCUUGAGGGCCUAACAAUCCCUCUGGUUUCCAAUUGUGUGGAGCGGGAGGUAGCCAGGGAGAGGGCAAGUUCCAAGGUUGCAACGAUUUGGACUGGAUUAAAGUUUGUGUUAAUUCUUGGAACUUCUAGGUGGGGUCUGCAUUGUUUGGUCUGGGUAAAGGGUUAAUGACCUGAUGAUGCGAAUGGAUGAGGGUAUGUAACCUGAAGCUCCGACUAAGAAUAUGGGUGUUGCUUUGAAGUAUGGGAAUGUCCAAUGUUAAUUAAUUUGGCCUUAAUCUGAUAAAAUUUCUUUCAUAAGGGUUAUAUGAGCAUCAACACAACUCCAAAAGUUAAUGGUCUCACUAAUGCUUGCUUUGUUUCACUAGGUUUCAAAUGUUGCUCGGAUAAGAUAUCGCAAUCUGAGGCAAGGCUUCCAAUGAGUUAAAAUCCUGUUGAAACAGAGUUUCAAAAGGGGAGAUUGAGAAAGGAAUUUUAACUCAUUGAUAAUAUAAUCAAUUAGCAUUGCUUUAGUAUUUAUUGAGUGGCGUGGCUGCAGUCUGGCUCAUGUUAUAAUAAGGAGAUAUUAAAGGCAGGGAAAAGGAGGAAGUCCUAUACGAACAGUAUGAGUUAAAAGGAAAGUUGUGGUCAGACAGAGAAAUAUUUCUUGAUAUGCUUAUGAGUUUUAAAGGUCAAGCCUCAUGCAGCUGGCAUGAGCUGGCUGCGUGAUAGUGGGAGGGUACCACCUGGCCUGGCACAUGGAUAAGGCCACCCAUAGGUGUGUGAGUUUCACCAUAUAUGGCUAUGAGUUAUGCUUUUGCUAUGUCAUGUACUAUGACAUAUGUAACCAUAUAUAAACCCAUGUAACCUGGUCCAGAGUAGAGACAGCUUGUCUUUCAUGACUCUCUCCCUGAUGGUCAUCAGUGUAUGUGCUGCUUUUACUUCUAAAUAAACUUCUGUCCUUUGGCAGUUCUUUAUCAAUUGACAUUGCAGAGCGAAUUUCCUUCCACACCAUCAUUGUUAGGCGGGGUCAAAAGGAUCACCCUUGGAUCCUCUACCCCCCAUUUCUCUCACACACUUCUCGUGGGUUUUUCACACAGGAAAAGCUUAUUUGGGUUUGUUUUCACGCACACAGGAAAGGCUCAUUUGGGAAGUCCAAUCUCGUUGUGGGGUCUGCCUCGACACAGCAACAUCCACCUAAUGCCCAGAGGCAAGACUGUGUGACAGCGGCACAGUGAGCAUUUUCCCACAGUUAGACCUGGCUCAUAAACCAGUGAGACACCGGGAAACAGGAAAGGAAAACUCAUUCAGCCAAGUCUCCUCUUUGGUUUUGAUCCUACUGAGCACCCUUCUGCACACGGAUUGGACUUCACCUCAGAAGAGCACUCAAUAUACGCAAGAGCACAGAGCUCACUCACUCAAGUCACAACGGGUAGGGGGGCAGGGUAGGGUAAGUUCAAUCACACCCACUGAGCCACAAGCUUGCUGGGUCAGUGAUUAUAUUCAAUUCAUGCUAGAGCACACAGCUCAUUCUCUCAAUUCACAACAAGGAUCCAUUCACUACAUCACUUUCAAUUUCUCCUGCUUCAAACAUGUAUACACUUUUCUCUUUUUUUCCUGUCUUUUUUUUCCCUUACACUAUCUACUUACAUAGUGAGUCUAACAGAUCUUGGCAGCAAAAAGGUCAGAUAGCGCAGUCCCAAACGAGAUGGCUAGGCAGCACAGGCAAUCCCCCACUGACAAUCCCUAAUAGAGAUUUCAAAAGGUCUCUUACCUAGGGGUGGCAUGGGAAUCAGUGGUGGACGGUCCAGACCACUGGUUCUCUAGUGAGAUAACUAUCCAAGUUACGGCACCAGAAUUGUGAAAGAAAACAGUUUCAUGUUGUGUUGAAUCAGAAAGAUCUGCUAGAGGCACAUUUAUUAAAAAGAAAGCAAAACAAAGCAUACAAGCGGUUGCGGCUGUUUGGAGAGAAAAAUUCAGACAGGCAUGAGCCCAAGAAGUUCUGACACAAGUGGUGUUUAGCAUAUUUUUAAAAGCACAUAGAAACUGUUUUCUUAUCACACAAACAUCUUUCAGCUACCGGGAAUGGAACUUCAGGGCUACAAACAUAUGCUUAUCUAAGUAGGUUGAACAUCAGUCUUUCUGGAAAUGUUCUGUGACGUCUCUUGCAACAUCCUUUGCAGCAUAUUAGAAUGCCACUUUCCCAUCACCUCCUUCAUACUUGCAAAGUCUGAAUCAAAAUUGAGGCCUAUAGAAUUUUAAUUCCACACCUACCAAGGUGGGGAACAGCUGGAGCAAACGGGGGACUGGAGAAGGCCUGCCCUGGGAGUGAGUACUUGAGCAUCUGGGUGCUUGCUUGCUCCUCUGGGUUGCUGUCUCUCGAGACAGCUGAGGUCCCUGGUAAAUGCUACAAGGACUGGGGGGCCCUGCCUGACCCUGAAUCCAGAGAGAGGCUGCAGUCAAUCUUGCAGCCACUUGCAUCAGCUCCUGGCUGGGUCAGGGGGCAUAAAAGCCCAUCUGCCCUUGGGCAGCAGGUCUACUGCUGGCAGGGUCUCCACCAAAGGGGUUGGUCCCUUGGAUUGCUCCUUAGGGAGUCCGAAGUGCAAGGGUGCUACCCCCUUCUUUUUCAGGAGUGGUGGGAUCACCACGUCUUUCAGGAGAUUUGGGGCAAGGUGUCAGCAGUACGCUGAUGAUCCCCAGCUCUAUUUCUCUGUAACAUCUGAAUCAGGUGAGGCCAUGCAAGCCCUGGACCAGUGCCUGGACUCAGUGGUGGGCUGGACGAGGGCCAAUAAACUGAGCCUGAAUCCUGGCAAGACAGAGGCACUGUGGGUUGGUGGUUCCCAUGUUCAGAUAAUUGGUCAGUUGCCUGCUUUGGAUGGGGCCGUAUUCCCUCUGAAAGAGCAGCUUUGUCGUCUAGGGGUGCUCCUGGAUCCAGCUUUGUUACUAGAGGCCCAGGGGACCUCAGUGGCUAGGAGUGCCUUUUACCAGCUUUGGCUGGUAAGGCAGCUGUGACAGUUUCUGGACCAGGAUAGCCUGACCACUGUUGUCCAUGCACUGGUAACUUCCAGACUGGAUUACUGUAAUGCCCUUGAGGCUGGUCCGGAAGAUGCAGCUGGUGCAAAAUGUGGUGGCGUGACUGCUCCCUGGGGCAGGGUAUUAUCAAUAUCACACACACACACUGAAAGAAUUGCACUGGCUGCCCAUUAGCUACCGGGCCAAGUUCAAGGUUCUGAUUUUGGUGUACAAAGCCCUAUACAGCUUGGGACCAGGAUACCUGAAAUAUCAUCUUACCCCUUAUAUACCCGGUUGAUCACUGCGCUGUUCAGGUGAGGGCCUCCUACACAUAUCAUCUUACCAGGAGAUCUGUUCUGCACAACAUAGGAUGCCCCUUUAGUGUGGUGGCACCUGCCCUUUGGAAUUCUCUCCCCUUGCACCAUCUCUGUUAUCUUUUCAGUGCCUACUGAAGACCUUCCUCUCUCAACAAGCCUUUUAAGUAGAGACCUUAUCCCAGUCUGCAUCUGUGUUGGAACUGCUUUUUAAGAUGUUUUUCAAGAUGUUUUGUUCUGGGCUCCUACUGGGAGGAAGGGCAGGAUAUAAAUUUAAUUAAUAAAUAAAAUAAUAAAUAAAUACUCAUAACUAUCAAUCCUGUUUAAAAAAUAAAAGGAUGCUAACUGUGAGGAUUCAAAGUCUUGCUAAUUAUUUCCUUAUUGUGAACAGCCUUAGGAGGUCAAAUAUUGUAAAAUAUUCAAUCCCACUAGGUAGUACUCAUGAUGUUUCUCCAAAAUAUUGCCACCCUGAGCCCCGUUUGGGAGGAAGGGUGGGAUAUGAAUUAAAUAAAUAAGAUGAGUGUGGCGCUGUGGGAAAUUUCAGAUGACAAUGGUGAAUGUCAGUUAAUCCCACAAACAGUAUCAUGGAUGGGAGUAUCCAGAGAUCUAGCUUCAAUGGUUCCCUUGUUUCAUGAAUAUUGUGGUCCCUUAUCAGUUAGGCAGAAAUUGCGGGGGGGAUAGCCAGUGUGGUGUAACAUUUAGAGUCCUGGACUAGGGCUGGGGAAAGCCCGGUUUAAAUCCCCACUCAGCCAUGGGCCACAAUUGGUGACCUUAUUUAUUAUUAUUUGAUUUAUUGAGCCACUCACUAUCUCUCAGCCUUGCCUACCUUCUUCUCGCCUAUAUUUCCACUGAUCCCCUUGUCACUGUCUGCUGCCAUACCUAAUCCCUACUUCUCUCAGGCCCCUGCUUCCUUGUUUUCUAUGCCUCUACGCUGGUCCUGCUCCAACUUCCCUCAGUUAGUGCUACAUCAAACCAUAUGUCCUAGGCUGCAUAUUUCAACCGUCCCCUCUUCUCACAGUCCUCUUAUGUCUCUGGGCCACUUCUGACCUUUCUCUCUGGGCCCUGCUACCUCCUAGUCUCUUCCCUUCUGUCCUGUUCCAGACUCCUCUGGACAACUUGUUUAUUCAAUAUUCAUCCUGAUUUGUUUGCACAAAGCUUAUGCGGUACUUUGACUAUCUCCCGUCUUUAUUGAGCAUUUACUCUGAUUUAUUUAUGGGGCAAUUAUACAACAAUGAGCAUUCAACCUGCUUUGCUGGCAGGGUGUUUACAUGUCUUCCCUUUAAUCAUUCCUUCAUCCCACACUUUUCAGUGCAUUUCCCUGUCAUUUGCCUAAGUGCAAAAAGUCUAUUGGUGUUUUUUUAAUGUGGUUUUGUUGCACUAGGGCAACGGAACACUUUAAUCCACUUUAACUGAGCAAGCCUACAUUUCCAGUGUGUGCUUGAAUCCCUCCUGCAAACAGUGAUUGUCUGGUCUGGAACUACCUGCAGGUUUCCCAAGCACAGCCUAUAACUUUCCUCUCUCACUCAAUUUUAUAAUGAUGCCUCUCUGUAUUGGCCCGUGGGCAAGUUCAGCAGCUAUAUUAGCAGAAUAGCUGCCUGUAGGCAAGGGGAGGCUUGUAUUUCCCCCCCCCUUAGUUCUCUAGUUUAGUAUUCACUUUCUAAGUAUGAGGAAGAUAGUUCACGGAACGGUCAAUGAAUUAGCUCAUAGCCACCUGGAGUCUAAUCUGGGGUUCCUAAUAAGCAUUCAGUGUGAUGCUCUGCUGAGAGUGAUUCUGGUAUGCUGGGAAAGUGCCUUGUUAACCAAGAUAACAUAGAUUUUGGAGCAGUUAAUGCCCCGUUAGGCAAUUAGAGGCUUUGCCUAUCAGUUGUUGUUAUGUUGUAUGAUGUAGCCUUUCUUAGUAAUAUGUCAUAUUCUUAGCAGGUGGAUGAGUCAAGGUACGGUCAAUGAUGAGAUAGUGCAGGUGUGUUAUCAAUUGCUUGUUAGCAAAGAUAGAGAUAAAGAUAAGGCAGGCAUAUAGUUUGCCAAGGGAGGGUGCCAGGAUGUUUCAGCUAUCUGUCUUAAAAUAACAUAGUUUUCUAGCAAUUAGUCUGCUUUUGAAGGUGUCCUGUUAAAGGUCAGAAUAGCCAAUUAUAUGUAGCAGGUGCCAUGAUGUAAUGUUUUGAUGCCUUAAAGUCAUCACUCAUUUAUGUGAUCAUAUCAGUUUGUAUGCCAAUUUUUAUGCUAUAAAAGUGUCUCUUGUGCCCAGUAUGAGUGUUCAGUCUGACACCAGCUACUGCAGAGCUGCGUGGCUGAUCCACUUUUAUUGGGGAUACUUGGCUGUAUGCUUUGUAAG